Messenger RNA from Cololabis saira (Pacific saury), 2205 nucleotides. It is a transcript of the gene yif1b, whose product is annotated as Yip1 interacting factor homolog B (S. cerevisiae). Gene Ontology annotation, cellular component: endoplasmic reticulum-Golgi intermediate compartment; Golgi membrane; endoplasmic reticulum membrane. The coding region runs from base 102 to 1028 and encodes 308 amino acids. Gene Ontology annotation, biological process: endoplasmic reticulum to Golgi vesicle-mediated transport. NCBI's taxonomy places the organism in Eukaryota, Metazoa, Chordata, Actinopteri, Beloniformes, Belonidae. The transcript is spliced from 8 exons. The record is from RefSeq and is a predicted model, not a curated record.
AAGAAGAAUGACGUCACCGUGUCGCUUCUCUCUGAUAGCCGACUAGUUUCAUCUGUGUACUUUUAUAUUCCUCAGCAACCGCUUCCACCAACCCGGCUCGGAUGGACUUCUCUGCAACUCCCAGUGGGUUCAGACAGCGUAAGUUACAGCCCAGUAUGCGUCUGAGGACGAGCCCUGGGGACGUUCCCGAUGGCAGCCAGCUGUUUGAAGAUACGAGUGGAGCUGGGCCUGGCGCUCAGGGAGGCUACAGGAACCAGCCGGCUGGCCCUCAAGCGGCAGGAUUGCCAGGCCAGUCCCUCCUUUCAGACCCCAUGUCCAACCUGGCCAUGGCAUAUGGCAGCUCACUGGCAUCACAGGGGCGGGAGAUGGUGGACAAAAAUCUGGACAGGUUCAUCCCAAUUUCAAGACUGAAAUACUACUUUGCUGUGGACACAGUAUAUGUGGGGAAGAAGCUUGGCCUUUUGGUUUUUCCUUACAUGCAUGAGAACUGGGAGAUGAGCUACCAACAGGACACACCUGUAGCUCCACGGUUUGAUGUGAAUGCUCCUGAUCUUUACAUUCCUGCCAUGAGCUUCAUCACAUACAUCCUGGUGGCCGGACUGGCUCUCGGCACACAGAACAGGUUUUCUCCAGAGCUGCUGGGAGUCCAGGCCAGCUCAGCGCUGGUGUGGCUGAUCAUGGAAGUCCUUGUGGUUCUGCUCUCCCUCUAUCUUGUCACUGUAAACACAGACCUCACCACUAUAGACCUUCUAGCCUUUUCUGGAUAUAAAUAUGUUGGGAUGAUCGUGGGUGUAGUAGCUGGUCUUUUGUUUGGGAAGCCAGCGUAUUAUCUCUCUCUACUCUGGUGCUGUGUAGCCAUCUUUGUCUUUAUGAUCCGUACUCUGCGUCUGAAGCUGCUAUCCGAGGCAGCAGCCGAGGGGAGGCUAGUGAGAGGAGCUAGAAACCAACUAAGGAUGUACCUCACCAUGUCUAUAGCGGCGGCACAGCCCAUCUUCAUGUACUGGCUCACCUACCACCUCAUCAGAUAAAAGUUACCACACACAAUUGUGAAGAUGAUGAAUUUGCCUGUCUGGAUGCCAUCUUACUGCCCCCUCCACUCCUAGAAAAAAAAACAAAAAAAAAACUGCACGUAUAUCAAAGAUGAACUUGAAACUGCACAGCGACACAAGGACAGAAUUUUACAACUCGUGGAGCAAAACAACCGCUUCGUUUUCUCUUACAGUAGAGCCAUGUGGUUAGUUUUGCCUUCUUUGUUGGUUUGUUUUUGUUUUGUUUUUUAUAUGUAAUGUCUUCAAAAUUUGUAGCACAGAAAGGCUUUAAAUACCUUGUUUCUUGACUGUGUAAUUACAUGUUAAUUAUGUUUUUUAGGACUAUUUAUGUAUGUCUGUGAAUAGCAAAAGUAUUAUUACAGAUGUCUCUUUGGCCAGAUUGUAACAGCUGUUUUGAGGGUUUUUUUUCUAUUUGAGCUGAAAGCACAGUAACGUCGCACAAACCGUCCAUUUAUACAUCUACGGUCCAGGUAAACAAGUCAGUUAUCACUGACAGCGAUGUUCACACAACUGGUUUGUUAGUGUAGGUAUCCAGCAAGUCCUCACUCUCGACUGUUAAGCUUGUAUAUGCUUUGCUACAGCUUUGCUGCCUGACACCUCUGGAAUAGAGAUCAGCUGUGAGGAGCAGUGACAUUAAAGUGCACAUCCUUACAAAGAAGUGAGUUUUGAGAUCCUUUUUUAAAAAUUAAAUAUACAUACAUACUGCUUUUUAUAUUGAAAGUCAGAUGGAAUAAAGAAAAUGAAAACUUAGACAGUCCAUGCAAAAACUAUUAGUUGUCUUUGGAUACUUGAAAUACUGUAAAUUAAUGUCAGCGAUGCUUACGUGUGUUUGUCUUUUAAGAAAAUAUGAAAUGAGAUCUCUGGUUUUACGUGCUGCGAAAAUCUUACAGACCAGGUUCAGGUUAAAAAUGACUCAAAUGAAGCAGUUUACUCAAAGGUAGUGGGAUAAACUCUUGUCUGUUAAUUAAGGUGUCCCUCAAAGUGUUUUGGUGAGAACUUGUUUACAUUGGAUCCAUCUACAGUAAAUUCUAUGUAAAUGUAUCAGGUAAUUUAACCACUAUGAGGUGAUCCAAUAUCAAGUUUAAAAAUACACUAAAAGCACACAUGUACAAGCCACUCAAAUGAUAUGACUGAUGAAUAAAGAGUGACUGAGUGA